Dinoponera quadriceps is the source of this 1345-nucleotide messenger RNA. Its product is annotated as putative odorant-binding protein A10. NCBI's taxonomy places the organism in Eukaryota, Metazoa, Arthropoda, Insecta, Hymenoptera, Formicidae. The record is from RefSeq and is a predicted model, not a curated record. Bases 81 to 446 code for a protein of 121 amino acids. The transcript is spliced from 2 exons.
UCAGACGGUCUCAGUAGCGAUUCAGUACAUCUCGAUUCAGUAUCCCCUCUUACUCAGUUAGUGACGCAAAAACAGAAAAAAUGAUACGGCUGAUCAGCAUCGCAACGAUCAUUGGAAUCGCGUUGAUGGGCAUCUUCGCGGAGGUGGAGUUAUAUUCUGACAAAUACGACGACAUCGAUAUCAUCAAUAUCCUCAAUAAUGACAAAUUGAGAGACCAACAUCGCAAAUGUUACAUGGGAAAGGGACCGUGCCCAACAGCGGACAUGAAGUUCUACAAAGAAAUCAUUGGCGAAGCUCUUGUAACAAAAUGCAAAAGAUGCACCGAAAAGCAAAAGCAAAAUUUGGAUAAAUUAACCGAAUGGUAUACGACAAACCGACCAGAGGAAUGGGAGGAGUUCGUCGCGACACUUAUAGUAAAUAUGAAGAAGGAAAACGGUGAACAAUAGUCAUCGGUGAUAUUGGCGACGAUAACCAUACGGACCGAUAAUAUUACUUAAUGUUAACUGGCGUUAAGCGUUUUAUUUUUGUAGACGUUCUCGAGGAAGAAUUUAAUGUUGAAAUAUUGCAACGAACACUUGUAUCCAUAGGUAUCCAUGGGCUGUUAAAAAUUAAUUAACAAUGAUAUUCAAUUUUCACAGCUACUUAACGGAAUUUUUCUAAUAUUUUUUAUUGCAUUUCAUUUUUUUAAUCUUCUAAUACAAACUGCGCCGUUUGUCCGUCAUUGCACAUUUGCUGGGCAAAUCUGCAAACAUGCAAAAAAAGAGACAACAAAAACAGAUGCCCUCCUCCCGUAUACUAAUUAUUUCACGAAAUUCCGAUCGCAUUCUUUUCGCUAACGGCGUUAAACGACUCUUCGAGAGACAACAGACGGUGCGUGUCGUCGAGAACAAAUCAUCUUGAAUCAAAUUAAAUCUAUCGAAUCGGCGUGUCAGUGGAUUCUCCCGAGAAAAAAACGAAGAGCGUGUUGUGUAAUUAGUUCACAUAUACGAAAUCCUAACCGGCGCUUCAAAAAUCAAAGUGGUCCGCUUUCUCUUCUGUGAGACAUCUGAUCAUAAAGGCCACAAAAGUUAAGCCAUAGAUCUAACGAAUGUCGAUUGUUAUACGAAGUAUAAUCAAGCGUGGGAAGAUCUUUUCAUCGCGGACCAAACUUACAAUAAGAUGCAAUGCGUUUCCUGGAAUCCAAAUAAAUAUCUUACGCCUCUCUUCUUCUUACGUUAACGAUGAUAUACAUAUCAAAUGUUAUAUUAUGUGCGUUCCAUUAUUAUUGUACAUUAGUUGUAGAGAAACAACUAAUCAAUUUUGUAAAGAUUAUUUGUUAAUAAAAAACUGUCAUUAAAAAAAAAAA